UCUUUGUGAGAUCUCCUGCGGGAAACCACCAGAUUUUGUUUCUGUAGAGCAGAAGUAGCAGCAGUAGCAGUAGCAAGUUGUCCAUAUCGUCUAACAAUGGAGAUUCAGGAACAAGGAAGAAGCGUUUCUCAAGUUCUCUACGAGACUCGUCGUCACGCUUCUAGACCUUACUCUUCCAAUUACCCUCCUAUUCAUCAUCAGCUAAAUGAAGGCACUAAAGGAAGUCUCCUCAGGUUUCUUUCCACGCAAGGCCUCAGCGAGUUUAGAGAAAAAUGGACCACAAAUAGACAUCCACAGAAGUUAAGCAAAUGGAUAUCAAUGUUUAUAUCUCCAAGUGGCGAACAUGUGGGUAUAGCAGUUGGAAAUGAGAUUACAAUCUUACAGAGGGAUGAUAAUUACCAAGAGCCUUGUGGGAUAUUUACUAGCAUCACUCAUUUUUGCUCUGUGAAAUUAGGCAGCCACCCUGUCACGUACAUGCUUGGAGCCUGGUCAGAGAAUCAUGGUGUUUUGGGAGUUUUUGACAAUACAGAUACUCUCUAUUUUAUAAGAGCAAACGGUGAAGAGAUAACCAGAGUUACAAAGCAGCAUUUAAAAGUGCCUUUGCCGAUUAUCAGUUUUGUUAUUCAUGAUGAUAAGGAUAUGACAAAGUCUUGCUUGUGUACCUUUAGCAUACUUGCAUCAGAUGGUUCGGUUCAUGAUAUUGAGAUUAGUCAGGACCCAAGUGCCUCCAUCUCCACAAUGAGCAGCUCAAACGUUGGGUCAUUGUUACAGAAGCAAUUCCCUCAGAAUGUUUUUUGUUGUGGUUACCAUCCAGAUAGCUCGUUGCUUGCUGUUGUUAGUAGUACUGUUAGCAUCACAUCGACCUCCAGCGUUAGCAUUGGACCUUACAGUAUUUCUCUUUGGCAAUGGUGUAGACAAUCAGGCUUACUGCAACUGGCUUCUGCUGAGUUUGAAGGUCUCUAUGCUAGAACAAAAGGUUAUGCAGAUCAAAUAUCAUCUCCAAAGGUUCUAUUCUCACCACAAGGAGAAUUUGUUGCUACAUUGGAUUUGAGAGGAUGCUUGGUCAUCUAUAAGCUGGAUGAAGAACGCUUGCUUUCAGCAGUUUAUUUCAAACAAAAAAAGGAUCUGAGCAAUAUAGUAGAUUUUACUUGGUGGACUGACCAUAUCCUUGUCAUUGCUACUAGGAGUGGCAACAUCUCUAUGAUUGACAUCCACAGCGGUGUUAAGGUAUUGGAGAAUGAUUGUCUAUACUCUUUGCCUAUUUUAGAACGAGUACCAAAGUUGCCAGGAUGCAUAUUUAUUCUAGAAACCAGAUCAUCUGAAAAGAAUUUUCAACCAUCGGAUUUACUUCUCUUUGAGCCAGUUACCAUGGAAAAAUAUAAGCAGUUUGACUCUGCUAAGUUGCAAUGGAGCUUGAUGUCAUUUUCAAAAAGAUCCGUUGAGGAACUGUAUGAUAUUUUAAUUAGCAGUCACCAGUUUCAGGCUGCAUUAGAGUUGGCUGAUCGUCAUCGGUUGGACAAAAAUGAAGUGCUUAAAGCACAGUGGUUGCAUUCUUUACAUGGAGUAAAUGAAAUUAGUAUGUUACUCUCACUCAUUGAGGAUCAAGAUUUUGUACUUUCCGAGUGUUUAGAAAGGGUUGCACCAACAGAAGAAGCAGUGAGGGCUUUACUUACUUAUGGUCUCCGCUUAACAAACCAUUACAUAUUCUCUGAGGUGGAAGAUGAAGAGGGUAGCCCAAGCUGGGAUUUCCGUUUGGCAAGACUUAAGCUGUUGCAAUUCAGAGACAGGCUGGAGACAUUUCUUGGGAUAAACAUGGGAAGGUUUUCUGCGCAGGAUUACAGCAAAUUUCGAUCAUUGCCCAUCAAUGAAGCGGCUUAUGCACUUGCGGAAAGUGGGAAAAUUGGAGCUUUAAAUCUUCUUUUCAAGCGCCAUCCUUAUUCAGUAUCUCCUUGCAUGCUUGAAGUUUUAGCUGCUAUCCCUGAGACAGUCCCCAUACAGACAUAUGGACAGCUGCUUCCUGGAUGUUCUCCUCCUCAGGUUACUGCUCUAAGAGAAGAAGACUGGGUUGAAUGUGAAAGGAUGGUAAGUUUCAUCAAAACACUCCCAGAGAAUCAUGAGAGUCGCAUUCAGGUCAGAACUGAACCAAUUGUGAAGCGGUUAAUGGGAUUUACAUGGCCAUCUACUGAUGAACUAUCUAUCUGGUACAAACAUAGAGCUAGAGAUAUGGACACCCUAAGUGGGCAGCUAGACAACUGCUUAUCUUUGGUUGACUUUGCUUGCCGCAAGGGUAUAAAAGAAUUGCAACAGUUCCACGAGCUUAUUUUGUAUUUGCACCAUCUUGUUUACUCUGCUGGGGAUGAUCAUGAUAUGAAUUUUAGCAUGAGCCUAACUACCUGGGAACAGUUAUCUGACUAUGAAAAGUUCAAGUUGAUGCUUAAGGGGUUCAAUGAGGAAAAUGUUAUAAAAAGAUUACAAGAUAGAGCAGUACCAUUUAUGCAGAAAAAAAUUGGCAUUGUGGCCCUUCCUUGUAGGGAUGAAGUGGCUGAUGUACCGGCUGAUUCAUUUUUGGUUAAAUGGAUGAAAGAAGUUGCUACGGAGAAUAAGAUCGAGGUCUGCUUGAUUGUUAUUGAAGAGGGGUGCAAGGAGUUUGGUGGAAGCAACUUUUUCAGAAAUGAGGCAGAAGCAGUAGACGGUGCUCUUCAGUGUUUGUAUUUGCUUACUGCUACUGAUAAGUGGAGUACCAUGGCCUCAAUAUUGUCUAAACUUCCACAUUUGCAUGGUUCUGAAGUAGAAGACCUCAAAAAGCGACUUAAACUUGCAGAAGGUCAUGUUGAGGCUGGAAGGCUUUUGAUGGUGUACCAGGUCCCGAAGCCAAUUGCUUUCUUCCUUGAGGCACAAUCGGAUAGCAAGAGCGUGAAACAAAUUCUUCGUCUUAUACUUUCAAAGUUUAUCCGCCGACAACCUGGUCGAACGGAUAAUGACUGGGCAAAUAUGUGGCGAGAUUUUCAGUCCCUGCAAGAAAAGGCAUUUUCUUUUGUGGAUUUAGAAUACAUGUUGAUGGAGUUCUGCCGGGGACUGCUAAAAGCUGGGAAAUUCUCACUUGCUCGAAACUAUCUGAAAGGCUCUGGUUCGCUGGUUUUGCCAACUGAGAAGGCUGAAAAUAUCAUCAUUCUGGCAGCAAGAGAGUAUUUUUUCUCAGCUUCGAGUCUAUCUUGCUCAGAAAUCCGGAAAGCUAAGGAAUGUCUGAAUAUUCUUCCAAGCAGUAGAAAUGUUAUGCUAGAGGCAGAUAUUAUUGAUGCACUUACAGUUAAACUCCCACGAUUGGGGGUGAACAUUCUGCCAAUGCAAUUUAGGCAAAUCAAGGACCCAAUGGAAAUCAUCAAAUUGGCCAUCACCAGUCAAGGUGGGGCUUAUCUUAAUGUUGAUGAACUUAUUGAAAUAGCCAAGCUUCUAGGACUCAAGUCUCAGGAUGAGAUAUCAGCCGUUCAAGAGGCUAUUGCAAGAGAAGCAGCAGUUGCUGGAGAUCUUCGACUUGCUUUUGAUCUAUGUCUUAUUAUGGCAAAGAAGGGGCAUGGUCCUGUUUGGGAUUUGUGUGCUGCACUGGCAAGAGGUCCUGCCCUUGAAAACAUGGAUAUUAGCUCUCGGAAGCAACUUCUAGGUUUUUCUUUGAGUCAUUGCGAUAAGGAUUCAAUCGGCGAGCUUUUACAUGCAUGGAAAGAUCUAGAUAUGCUAAGCCAAUGUGAAAAAUUGUCUAUGCUGACCGGAAAAGAUGUUCCAGAAUUAUCAGGAAAUGGUUCCUUCACCCCCGAUCCAAUGCACAAUACUCAUGAUAUAGUUGACCUAAUCGAUUCAUCAGGCCAGAUCAAUGCAAAUCUUAAUGUAGAACAAAAAGCGUAUUUCAGUACCAUAAAAAAGAGGCUCUCUGAUGUAGCGAACUUCCUAUCUUCAGAAAAGGAUUCUGAUUACGAUUCUCUGCUCAGAGAAAAUGGUAAAAUUUUGGUCUUUGUGGGUUUACGCCUUCCAUGGUUACUUGAACUGGGUGAAGCAGAGGAAAAUGGUAAAAAGUUUGUUGCUGGAUCGGUUUCUGGGAGGCUGCACAUGAGUGUUGGAACGCAAGCAAUGGCAAUUAUUUUAUCGUGGUUGGCAAGAAAUAACUUCUCUCCUAGGGACAAUCUGAUUGCCUCUCUUGCAAAAUCAAUUAUGGAACCACCUGUUACAGAAGAGGAAGACAUUCUAGGGUGCUCGUUCUUACUAAAUCUUAAUGAUGCCUUCUAUGGUGUACAAAUAAUAGAAGAACAAGUGCGAUCAAGGGUAGACUACAAUGAAAUAUGUAGCAUGAUGAAUCUUGGAAUGAUUUAUAGUCUGCUGCACAACUCAGGUGCUGAGUGUGAGGGUCCUGCUCAAAGGAGAGAAUUGCUGCUACGAAAGUUCCAACAGAAAUACACUUCACUAAGUUCAGAUGAACGCAACAAAAUUGACCAAGCACAGUCCUCAUUUUGGAGAGAAUGGAAAGUGAAAUUAGAGGAACAAAAGCGAGUGGCUGAUCAUACGAGAGCAAUUGAGCAAAUCAUUCCUGGUAUUGAAACAGCACGUUUUCUCUCUGGAGACCUCGACUAUAUGGAGAGUGUAAUUUUCUCCUUUGUCGAGUCGGUAAAAACAGAGAAAAAGAGAAUCCUGAAAGAUGUUUUGAAAUUAGCUUCGGACUAUGGCUUAGAUCAAACCAAGGUGUUGUUGAAAUUCCUUUGUUCAACCCUUCUUUCCGAGAUUUGGACCAUUGAUGAUAUCAAGUCUGAAAUUUCAGAAUUUGAAAGCAAAAUACUCGAUUGUGCCAAGGACGUCUUCAAAACGAUCUCCUUAUCUGUGUACCCUAAAAUUGAUGGGCGGAAUAAAGAACGCCUUGCUUACAUAUAUGAGCUGCUCUCCACUUGUUUUGCAAGGGUUGAAGAAAAGAAAGGGUUGUUGGCUGUUAUUGGCGCAGAUCCAGAACAUUUAAGCAUCGAUGAGCUAGAUAGUUUUUACAAGAUUAUGGAGCAAGAAUGUAGUAAACUUUCUUUCAUUGAGGAUCUGAACUUCAAAAAUAUUGCUGGUUUAUGUGGUCCAAACCUGGAACGUGUUACCAACGAGGUGUACGCUCACGUAAAUGAAAAUAACGUUGAACCACUGGCAGAAAUGAUGAAGACCCUAACUGGGAUCUUCCGAGAUACGGUUCCCGAGGGUCUCGUACCGUGGCCGUAUGUGUAUGGAUAUUAUGUAUCUAGUUCAUUAACAGCUCUCGAGAGUAAAGCUAAAUCAGAAAUCCAUUUUCAGAGCCCUGAAGCCCUUCAGUCCUUCAUCAGUGAAUUAGAGCUUACCUACGAUAGAUGCAAAAAGCAUAUCAGACUCAUUGCUUAUCCUGGUGCUUCUGUAAUGGGGAUAUUGAAGAAGUUUUUCAAGAUAACUCCAUCUCUGAAUGAUAGUUUCGAUAGUCUUUCCUACGAUUUGAAAUGGAACGAUGGCCUGCUUAUGCUCUUAAAUUUCUGGCUCAGAUUGAUCGACGAUUUGCAGAAAUUUGUAUCAUCGAAUGAUCUAGAAGGGAAGUUCUCUCCUGCCUGUGUGAUGAUCUGCCUUGAAGCUUUUGUCAAAUUGGUGAAGGACGGAAAGAUCUCGACGACCGAGGGAUGGGCGUCUAUUUUCGCUUAUAUCAACUUUGGCCUUGUGGGUGAUGUGUACACUGAAAUUCUCAAUUUCUGCAGAUCGAUGAUUUUUUCAGGUUGUCGAUUCAAGGCAAUAGCGUAUGUGUAUUACGAAGCCAUUUCACAUUUUUCUCCCGAUCCAUCUUUAUCUGGUGAGAUUAGACGGCAUUACGAAAAUAUCAUGGACCUCCCCCAUCUUUAUAUAAGAAUCUUGGAAACUAUCUUGCGGGAUUUGGCCGGUGGCGCUCUUGACCACCAGUAUCUAUAUCGUGUCUUAUCAAGUUUGAGUGACUUGGAUGGUGAUCUCGAGGAUCUGAAGAAGGUUAGGAGUACGGUUUGGGAUCGACUGGCCAGGUUUUCUGACAACUUGGAGAUCUCGAGUAACAUUCGAGUUCAUAUGCUGGAACUUAUGCAAUUUAUAACGGGAUUGGGUACGAAUUCGACCUCCUUCUCUACCGAGCUUAAAGUCAAUGUCGUACCGUGGGAUGGGUGGGAUAAUUUGGGAAGUGUAAGUUCAAGCAGCGAAGAUGCAGCCAAUCAUGAAGCGCAGAGGGUAACCGAUGCGUCUAACAGAUUCACACAUACCUUGAUUGCCCUUAAAUCAUCACAGCUAUUAUCAACCAUCUCCCCAAACCUCGAGAUAACUCCCAACGACCUUUCUACUGUUGAUUCCGCAACUUCUUGUUUCUUAAAGCUAUCUGAUAAUGCUGUUUCACGAUCCCAUAUCGAUGCUUUGAUAGCCGUAUUAGGAGAGUGGGAAGGGUUUUUUGCUACCACGAGUGCGGUAGAGGAGAUGAAAGACUCGGAACAAAUACCUAAUACUCCUGGAUCUGAAUGGGGCAACGAUGAUUGGGAUGAAGGAUGGGAAAACUUCCAGGAAGAAGAAUCGGUCAAGAAAGAAACGAGAAAUGUCGAUAAUACCCCUUCGGUUCAUGUAUUGCACGAGUGUUGGGAAGAGAUAUUCAAGAAGCUAGCAUCGUUAUCGGAAUUCAACGACAUGCUGAAAAUCGUCGACCAAUCUGGUCCAAAAGGAAAUGGGAUAUUAUUGAACGAGGAUGCUACUCGCAACUUGACCCAAUCGUUACUUGAGGUAGAUUGCUUCAUAACUCUUAAGAUCGCCCUUUUACUUCCGUACGAGAAUAUACAAUUGGAGUGUUUAGGUGCUGUUGAGGACAAACUGAAGCAAGGAAAUAUACUGGGCCCGGUUUUAAACGACCACGAGCUGUUUGUUUCUUUGUUGUUCUCUGGAUUGAUAUCCACCAUCAUCACCAAACCUUCAUACGGAAACACCUUCUUGUAUCUAAACUAUAUGGUCGGAAGCUUGUCUCGUGAUUGCCAAGAAGCUCAUUUCUCGAGGCUCCAGCACAGAAACGGUGACGAUAAGAAAGACAUUUGGUCGGUUUUCAAAACGGUUCUGUUGCCUUGUUAUCUAUCAGAGCUUGUGAAGGCCAACCAAGUGGUGUUAGCCGGAUUAGUUGUUACAAAAAUCAUGCACACAACCUCUUCUCUCGGUUUGAUCAAUGUAGCGGAAGCUAGUCUUAGGAAGUACUUAGAAAAGCAGCUUAACAUUUUACAAGCCGACGACUUCAAAUUGAAGGAGUGUGAACCGAUCGUAAAUACGGUUGCGGGAUUGAGUAGCAGGUUGGAAAGUUUGAUCAAAUCUGCACUUGCGUUGCUGUCGCCAAAUGAUGUUAAAAGGUAAUGUGCUAAUGAAAUUUGAUAUCAUCUUUUAUUUUAUGUAGAUAUGAUUUGUUUG
Cynara cardunculus var. scolymus (artichoke) is the source of this 7428-nucleotide messenger RNA. Its product is annotated as MAG2-interacting protein 2. Gene Ontology annotation, molecular function: SNARE binding. NCBI's taxonomy places the organism in Eukaryota, Viridiplantae, Streptophyta, Magnoliopsida, Asterales, Asteraceae. Bases 97 to 7374 code for a protein of 2425 amino acids. Gene Ontology annotation, biological process: retrograde vesicle-mediated transport, Golgi to endoplasmic reticulum. Gene Ontology annotation, cellular component: Dsl1/NZR complex; endoplasmic reticulum membrane. The transcript has 12 exons. The record is from RefSeq and is a predicted model, not a curated record.